UUGAAGGAGUGGAUUAAGGAUUACCCGCGAACACUCUCCGGCCAUGCCCGAGUGCUCGCGAUCGCCGACCUGUUGGGAAGCGGUGGAUUCAGAGAUCGAGAACAGCAUAGUCUUGGACCGAGAAAGGGAGCACAGACUAUACGUUUACUUGCUGUUCGACGUACGGUCCCUGUAUACGACAGAGAUCUUGUUCGAUCCUCUGCGAGAUGGGGUUUGCCGACCUAUGCUGCAGUAGGAGGAGGCGGGUUAUCUAGCAAUAGUUUGCCGGGGAAUAAGGAAUGGGGGAGGGUGUCCCCGCCUGUACAGGUACCACAGGGUAACAUUAUUAGUAAUGGUGGUGGUAGGGACAAAGGAAAAGGAGGGAAAAUGCCUGUGAGGUAUUCUGACAAUUAUCGAAAGAAGAUGAAUAUCCCUCCGGGAGUCGAGCCUGGGUCUUCCCCGUAUGCUCCUCCGUUAUCGUCUCUCUCGUCAUCCUCUUCAUCCUACUCUUCCUAUUCCUCGUAUUCCUAUGCUUCGACAUCAAGUCCUUUGACGAGGUCUACCUCAUCAACUUCUACGUAUUCCUUCCAGGGCUCCAGUCCUCCUACAUCAUCGUCUCCUACAUCGCCUUCUACCUCCCAUCAUUCUUCCCAGUCAUCCCGAUUCAAAACCCUAUCAGAUGCUCAUUGGGGUCAAUUCGAGACAUCCGGUUUCCUUUCGCCUCCUAGUUCAUCCGCGCGAGGCAGCAGAGAUAUCGAGAGUGCACUCAAAUUUGAUCUCACUGAAAGUGCACGAAAAGCCCGGACAGCUAAAAGAGGAAUCCGAGAUUCUGUCGAUUGGGGGGAUUUCGUGAAUGGUGGGUUUGAUUUGAGUGAACAAAGGAGGAGUGGGGGUGUGAGUCCGGUGGCACUUUCGUCGUCGACUAACUCCUCGCAUUUGAAUAACAAUGGGUAUGGUUACGGUGCAGGAGAUGAUCCAGAUAAGAGCUACGUUGGGGCAGAUGGAAGAUUAACCGAUGUAGGUGAAUUCGCAUUGGAUACGGGCCUUGAUGCUGCCUUGCAAUUCAACCUGAGUGAAUUCGGGAUUAUCGGGUCAGGUAAAGAUAGAGAUAAAGACGGGAAGGAAGGGAAGGAAGUGAGAGGGGAAAGAGAGAGAACCAUUACUGGUGUCAGUUUGGGGAAGAGGUUGAAAAAGAAGGAAAAGGUAUGCUUACAUUUUCUUUUUUUUACCUUCUCAAAGUUGACGGCUUGCUCUUUUCUGCCUCUUCUCUCACCCUUUGCCCUUUCUCCUCCCUCUUCCCUGUGACCCUUUGUCAUCUUUUCUUUGUGCUCUCUUCCUGCAUCACUCCCUAUUUCACCUCAUUUUUUCACCUCUUUCACAAUGAAACGCACGAUCACAAAAAAGCCCCUCCCACCAUUCACCUAUGAC
Messenger RNA from Lentinula edodes (shiitake mushroom), 1407 nucleotides. RefSeq lists its product as uncharacterized. The transcript has a single exon. The record is from RefSeq and is a predicted model, not a curated record. Bases 367 to 1284 code for a protein of 305 amino acids. Lineage: Eukaryota; Fungi; Basidiomycota; Agaricomycetes; Agaricales; Omphalotaceae.